Molecule: messenger RNA, 1741 nt
Organism: Drosophila novamexicana
Lineage: Eukaryota; Metazoa; Arthropoda; Insecta; Diptera; Drosophilidae
Product: esterase S-like
Exons: 2
Coding region: 25-1686 (553 amino acids)
Source: RefSeq, a predicted model, not a curated record
AUUGGGAUCCGUUUAGUGUACAUUAUGAAUUAUUGCUGUAUUAUUGUGGCCGCAGUGCUGUGCGUAUGGCCCACAACUUGCUUGUCUGAUCCACUGUUGGUAAGGCUGCCAUACGGUACGCUGCGUGGACGCGAUCGCGGAAUAUAUUACACGUACGAGUCCGUGCCUUACGCAGAGCCACCCGUAGGCCCUCUGCGCUUCGAGGCACCCAAGCCAUUUGCUGGAAAAUGGAAGGAAACCUUUGAUGCUACAAGGCCGUCGGCGGAGUGCUUGCAGUGGAGCCAUUUUGUCACGACACCUGAUCAAUUGACGGGCAGCGAGGACUGUCUGACAGUAAGCAUAUACAAGCCAAAGAACUCGACUCGCCGCACUUUUCCGGUGGUGGCAAGUAUAUUUGGCGGUGCCUGGUCGUUUGGCGGAACUCUUGAGGACGGAGCUAGGGGAUUCAUGGACAGCGGCAAUGUGAUCGUGGUGAAGAUCAACCAUAGAGUGGGAAUUUUGGGCUUUGCCAACACUGGCGAUGCCGGCUGGUCGGGCAACUAUGCACUGAAAGAUCAGCGUCUGGCAAUCAAAUGGAUAAAGGAGCACAUUGGGUAUUUCGGUGGAGAUCCCAAUAGCAUAUUACUCUUUGGUUUCUCCUCAGGAGCUGGUUCCGUGCAUCUUCAGCUCAUGAACGAGGACAUGAAAGGCAUUUUGAAGGGCGUCUACUCGAUGAGCGGAAACGCAGUGUCGUCCUGGUCUAUGCAGCCAAGUGGUAUUGAGCAGGCGUAUGAAUUGGGUCGAGUUUUAGGUUGCGGCAGUCCCAAUAAUACAGCCGAGCUGAAGAUGUGCCUGCAAGCGGUGGAUGCGAAUGAAUUAGCCAGAUCAUUUAAGCACUUUUUAGUCUAUGACUAUAUUCCAUUUGCUCCAUUUGGACCCACUGUGGAGCCCGAGGACACAGUUGAUCCCUUCAUUACCAAGCUACCCAUUGACAUAAUAAAGAGUGGAAAGUUUGCACAAGUCCCAUGGUUGGCUGGCUACACGCCAGAGGAGGGUAUCUACAAUGCCGCCAUAUUUCUUGCAAAAGAGCCGAAUGGCAAAGAGAGGAUAUAUGAGCUUAACACACGCUGGUACGAAUUGGCGCCCUACUUAUUCUCCUAUCGCAACACAAUGAACCGAAGGGAAAGGGACAGCCACUCUCGAAAGCUAAGGCAACAUUAUAUGGGCAAUCGGAGGUUCAGCAUCGAGAACUAUUGGGACUUCCAGCGCAUGUUUACGAACGAGAUAUUCAAGAACGGCAUCGAGCUGGGCGUAGAUCUGCAGCGAAAGUAUGGAAAGAGUCCAGUUUAUGUGUACAUUUACGACAAUCCAUCUGACCAUUCGUUUGGACAGUUACUGGCAAAGCGCAGCGACGUGUUCCUAGGCACGGCACAUGGCGACGAUUAUUUCCUCAUGAUGAACAAUCCAAUACGCGAGCCGCUGCGACCUGACGAGAAAGUCAUCUCAUGGAAGCUCGUCAAGAUGGUGGAAGGUUUUCUUGAAAGCGGGGACUUUGUCUAUGACAACUGCGCCUUCCCCGACAAUGUGGGCCAAAAGCAAUUCCAGCUGAUGGUCAUUCAACGCACCAGCUGCAAAGUGCGGAAAGUGGAUCGCUUGCCCGAUACUGUCUCCAGCAAUCUCCCACCAAGCCCAGUUGUUGUUUACUAAUGGGAUCAGUUGGACUGGCGGUCAGAAGUUUUCACUGUGGCAAGCUGGCGGUAAG